CACCACGUCCGGUCAGGGGCUAGCGCUGAAAAGACACAGGGGCCAUCGGGAGGCGGGCCCUCCUGCUGCAGGGCCUCCUGGAUUGGCUGACACACCGCCUCACCGGGCAAGGACCCCAGGAGGGCUGCCUGGUCGCACGCCUGAAGGACCCCGCCUGGACCGAAAGGCUAGCUAUCGCAGUGCCUGGUGGCUGUGCCCCGUGGCGGGAGGAUCAGGAGGGAGAUGACCUCGAUCUUGCGGAGUCCUCAGGCUCUCCAGCUCACUCUGGCCCUGAUCAAGCCUGAUGCAGUUGCUCACCCACUGAUUCUGGAGGUAACAACAAAUCCUAAGCCUCUACUGUAUGCCCUGGACAUUGCUUCUGUUUCAGGUGCCAUAGGGCCAUUUGUGAAGACUGACAACACAGCCCUGUGCUAGAUAGUGUGGAGGCAGAGCUAGAAGCCAUGGACUCUGACCCCAAGGAGACUAAAAAUCUACUGGAGAAUUGGGGCAGGUAUAAAAUAUAAGAAAGGAUCCAAUACAAUAAGAAGAACCAAACCUCAAGACAAUGCUGUUCAUCAGCAGAUUCUGAGCAACAACUUCCUUAUCGUACGAAUGAGAGAACUUAUGUGGAGGAAAGAAGAUUGCCAAAAGUUUUACCGAGAGCAUGAAGGGCGUUUUUUCUAUCAGCGGCUGGUGGAGUUCAUGGCCAGUGGGCCAAUCCGAGCCUACAUCCUCGCCCACAAGGAUGCCAUUCAGCUCUGGAGGACAGUGAUGGGACCGACUAGAGUGUUUCGAGCACGCCACGUGGCCCCAGAUUCAAUUCGUGGGAGUUUUGGCCUCACUGACACCCGUAAUACAACCCAUGGCUCAGACUCUGUGGUUUCAGCCAGUAGAGAGAUUGCAGCCUUCUUUCCUGACUUCAGUGAACAGCGCUGGUAUGAGGAAGAGGAGCCCCAGUUGCGCUGUGGCCCUGUGUGCUACAGUCCAGAGGGAGGCGUCCACUUUGCAGCUGGAACAGGAGGCCCAGGGCCAACCUGACGCAAGCCUGUCGGUCUGUGAAGACUGGUGGCAUCGCCCAGCCUUUUCUCACAGAAUUCUGGUCCAGAGCAUUCUCCUAGGACCAGGGAGGUCUGGGGCUCAUUGUGCCAUCUCUGCUGGGCACCAUCACCUGCAUGAGGUGGCUCCUUACUGCCACCUCUUCUAGAAUCUAACUCUCUAUCUACCUCUUCUCUGGAAUGUUCAUGGGUGGUUCAGAGGAAUGAUGGCUCCUUUUUUUUCUGAGAACUAUUCAUCCUUUUUCAAGCAGGAAGUUGCCUAAUUGACUUGCCUAAAAAAUGCAGUGACUGUAUUAGCAACAUUUGGUCUAUUUUCCUUAAUAAAAGUCAGUAUUCUACUGAAUCCUCAAGGCUGGGAGCACUACUCUAGAUGCUGUCUCUCUAUCCUUAACUGAAGUAAUUAAACCUGUCUUGAAGUCAAGUUUCUGGUCUAUGCUAAGUAAAGAGAGAAUCAUAAAGAAGUUUCCCAGGAGGUUCACAUACAGUGUGCAGCUUACGUAGUGUAUGAAGGCACUGAGUGACAGCUGAAUAUGGGCUCAGAUCCAUGCUGUGCACCUGACACAGGGCUGCAUCCUGGAAGAAGGGGCACCUUUUGUUUGAACAAAAGUAUGUCUGCCCAGUAGAGGCAAAUUGUUAUGACUUACCUUUUUUUUUCUGAUUUGCACAAAGCCACUAAAUGUAGCCAUGUCUCUGCUGUAGCUGAGGAUGACAGUUGUCUAUUGCUGCAUGACAAAUCA
Molecule: messenger RNA, 1771 nt
Organism: Hippopotamus amphibius kiboko
Lineage: Eukaryota; Metazoa; Chordata; Mammalia; Artiodactyla; Hippopotamidae
Gene: NME6
Product: NME/NM23 nucleoside diphosphate kinase 6
Exons: 6
Coding region: 592-1017 (141 amino acids)
Biological process (GO): CTP biosynthetic process; GTP biosynthetic process; UTP biosynthetic process
Molecular function (GO): nucleoside diphosphate kinase activity
Source: RefSeq, a predicted model, not a curated record